This is a messenger RNA of Exophiala xenobiotica, 1479 nucleotides long. RefSeq lists its product as uncharacterized. The transcript is spliced from 2 exons. Lineage: Eukaryota; Fungi; Ascomycota; Eurotiomycetes; Chaetothyriales; Herpotrichiellaceae. Bases 161 to 1225 code for a protein of 354 amino acids. Gene Ontology annotation, molecular function: hydrolase activity. The record is from RefSeq and is a predicted model, not a curated record.
GCACUUUUGUCUUUGGCACAGAAUAGAACUCAAUCCACUCUGCUUACCAGUCCCAAGGGUAUAAAAGGCCGUCAUACUCCGUAAUUUGUUCAACAAUCAGAUCCAGGCAUUACCGCUUGAUCUCCUGGGAGAUUCGGCACACUCUGCGUAGACGCUGUCCAUGAUGUCGUCCUAUCUCGACGAAAAGUCCCUUCUUGCCCUUGGGGAGAUAGACCCGGAGCUCAAAGAUUUCCUCGAGAAGGCCAAUUUACCUCCUAUCAACUAUGACAAUCUGGACGAUUUCAAAGCCAUGGUCGACAAGCGCAAUGCCGCAGCAAUCGAAGCCUUAGGCCAACCUCCGCCAGAAGUCAAGCAGACCGAAGUCCAGUACCCGACGAGCGAUGGCUCCAAGAUCCGUGCAAAGCUAUACCAGCCUACUAACCCACCUAAGGAAGGCAGUCCGCUAAUUGUCAUGUAUCAUGGUGGCGGCUUCUGCAUCGGAGCUCCUGAAGGCGAGGAGCAGAGCUGUCGAAAUUUCGUCCAGGCUUUUGGCGCCGUUUGCCUUUCAGCUACCUAUCGCCUAGCACCUGAAUUCAAAUUCCCAUAUGCUCCCAAGGAUGCUUGGGACUGCUUGAAGUGGGCAGCUGAAAACGCCAAAUCCUGGGGUGCUGAUCCCUCUGUUGGAUUCGUCAUUGGGGGGACAUCUGCCGGCGGAAACAUCACGGCUGUCCUGGCCCAUGUCGCCCGAGAUGAGGGUCUGUCACCGCCGUUGACUGGUCAAUACUUGGCCAUUCCAGCCGUUUUGCCGGACACCAAAGUACCAGAGCGGUAUAAGAAAUACUUCCUGUCGUACGAGCAGAACAAGAAUGCACCCGUCCUUCCCAAGGCAGCGAUUGACAUGUUUAUGCAAGGCUACCAACCCGACAAUGACGAUGGAGUCUGGUAUGCUGUAUUUAAUCACCCCAAGGGCCAUGCAAACUUGCCUCCCACUUUCUUCCAAAUCGAUGGGAUGGACCCGCUGAGAGAUGAGGCAAUCAUCUUUGAACGAGUCCUUCGGGAAGACAACGGGAUUGAAACCAAGAUGAACCUGUAUCCAGGCUUGCCCCAUGGUCACUGGGGCUUCUUCCCGUUCUUGAAGGCCAGCGAGAAAUUUCGAAAAGAACAAGUCGAGGGGAUGGGAUUCCUACUAGGCAAGGAGCCCGAUUUCAGCAAAGUCAUUCUCAAAGCUGUCUCUGCUGGCGUGUGAACUUUGGCAGUGAGUUGGGAAACCCUUCAUGUCGGAGAUGGGGCGCGGUCGAGCCGUUGCGGAAGAAUAGACCCUUUGGAACAUUCAAAGAGAGUCGUCAAUCCUGGCUCAUUGCUAGUUCUGUGGUCUUGCUGCCUUACUUCUUCCGCUCUCGAAUCUUGAACUUGACGCCGUUCUUGUUGACCCCUCCGACCGUUCUCGCCAUCUUUGCACGUUGGAGCUCCAAUUGGUCGGCCGCUGCCAGUAUCUCCCGC